AAAUCUGACUGUGUACAAGUUGUUUACCAUGGAUGUACACUUUGAGUGGGUGUAAUUUGAGGUGAACUUGAAUAGGUCAAGGUGUAUAUGAGUGGGAUCCUAUUGCUGCUGCAGCUCCAGUUACAGCAAAUAUUUCUUAUCCAGCAUUUUCAUGACUUAUUCAUUGCAUAGCAUCUUCCAGAUGGCAGAUAUAGAUGCUGUUUACAUCAAGGCAAUUGGUUGUCUCAAUUCUCAUUGACUUGUGAGAUCAGUUUGGAAAGAAGCUUGCUGCCGCGGCUGUAGGGCCGACCGUGCCGAUGGCGGCCACCGACUCCCAGCCGGCGGCGGGAGACGAUGACGAGUUUCAGGAUGCCGUGGAGGAACAGGCAGUGUUUACGCUGCCGGAGCACCACGGUCCGAUGACGCUGGAGCGGUCUCUGGACGAGUGCCGUCUGGCCGUCCGCUACUUCUUCAACAACCAGUUUGACGAGGCGCGAGAGAUAAUGCGGCCAUGGCGCGACUCAAGUAUGUACCACGCCAUGGGCUACGGCACGAUGCUCUAUCUGCAGGCCAUCAUGACGUUCGACCCGAGGGAUAUCGAGGUAGCCGUGGACGUCCUCCGCUCCAGCGUCGAGGUCUGCAACCGCUUCCGUCGAAAGAGCACCCUCGGGGAGACGGUCAGCAAGAUCGUCAAGAAGCCCGACUACGGCCUCUACACGGAAGAGGAGGCGCAUGCCGAGCUCUGCUACGCAAAGUGCCUACUUCUGCGAGCCGUGCUCAACUUCGUGGAAGAUGAAACGCUCAUCAGCCUGGUGAAGGGUGGACUGAAGGUCAAAACGUGCUACACCUGCUACAGGGACUGCUGGCAGAUGCUGAAACACAGGGACUGGACGGGAUCCAAGACGAAACAGCACUUUGAGGGCGGAGUGCGACUGGGCGUCGGCACUUUCAACCUGAUGAUCUCACAGCUUCCGGCGAAAAUUCUGAAGCUUCUGGAGUUCGUGGGUUUCACUGGAAACAAGGACAUUGGACUGCGGGAGCUGGAGACGGGAUUUUCGCUGACUGAGAGCAUCCACCGCUCUCUGUGCAGUCUGGUGCUGCUGGGGUACCACCUGGUCGCCACCUACUUCAUGAGCAACUCGGAGGGAGACCUAGUGGCCUCCGAGCGCAUUCUCUCCGAACAGCUAGUCACAUACCCGAACGGUGCGUUUUUCCUGUUUUUCGCCGGCCGCCUGGAACUGGUGCGCGGUCACUUCGAGCGCAGUGCGCAGCUGUACCGGGAGAGCUGGCAGAGUCAGCGCUGCUGGACACAGUUCCAUCACGUCUGCUUCUGGGAGCUCUUCUGGAACAAUGUGUUCCUGUCACAGUGGGAAGAGGCCGCCGAGUUCGCCGGUCUGCUGCUGCGCGAGUCGCGCUGGUCGCGCACCAUCUACAGCUACCUGCGCGCCGCUUCGCUGCUGAUGCUGGCCGAACAGUCCCCGGGAGAAGACUCCCAGCGCCAGGAGAUCAACACCCUCAUGAACACGCUGCCUGACUUCAAGCAGCGCAUCGCCGGGAAGUCGGUGCCGGCAGAGAAGUUUGUUAUCAGGAAGUCCCGCCGUUACCUGGCGCAGGGCGGCCGCCUGCUGAUGCCCGGCUAUGAGCUGCUCUACCUGUGGAACGGGUUUAAAAUUCUGCGCAAACGGCGCCACCUGGUAGAGGAUGUGUUCUCUGAGGUCGAACACGAGCUGGCGGCGCUCGAUAACAAGGCCGCAGCGUCGGAGUUCGCCGCGGACGAGCGCGCGCUGCUGCUACUGCUGCGCGGAGUCUGCCUGGUGCACCUCAGCAGUCCGCUGCAGGCAGAGGAGGCACUGCUGGCCGUCACGCGGCUGCAGUCGCAGCUGCGUGACGACCACUACCUGGUACCGUUCGCCUGGCUCGAGCUCGGAUUGCUGGCGCUUCAGGCCGGCCGCACGGAGGACGCCGUCAAGAUACUGGAACACGCCAAGUCCGGCUACAAGGGCUACAACAUGAUCAACCGGCUGCACUUCCGCGUGCACGCCGCCAUGGGUGCCAUAGCCGCGAGCAAGAGCGGUUCGGCCACGCCCGACCCGCUGACGGCUCCCGACGAGAACGGCUGUGAUGACGCCGCCGCCGGCACCGAUGACGACCUCUGAUGACGGCGCGGCCCACUCGGUGACGUAGACGGAUUGUAGUAGUACUUAUUUGUAGUACUUAUUGCAGGGGUCAGGAGGCCGGGUACGAUGCUGCGGCACGGAAGGGGACGCGGAGCUAGUUAAGUAGUUGGCGGUGCCAUGACGGUACAGAAGGCGUCUAGACAGAGGUUAUAGAGGAGACUGUUGUUUCCUGUUGUUGCGCUUCUAGAGAAUGCUAGAAGUAUGCCAGUGGGGACUGGGUCCCGUCAAAACUUCUAUUUAAGUGUGAUGUGUGAUCUGUUUGGUGUGAUGAAAGUGGGGUUUUGAUGUGAUGUGUUCAGAACACACGGCCUUUGGCGGAGGUAUGCUUCAUUUCUGCUGGGCUCUAAAAGUCCACAUCAUUAAUAGUUUUUCAUAAUUUUCGAAACAUUACGAAUCUCUUACGUUAGCUUGGCUACUUUGUAUCUCGUAUUCUUUUCCAAUGCAAUUGCUGAGCGGGUCGACUUAAAAAGUCCAUUCCGCGGGUUUCGGCUUUUCGAGGCGAGAGUUAUGACUUAUGAGUACCUGUUGCUGUGUUACAUGGCCGGCCGGCCGUAGAGGUCUGGCGAGACUUUGAGUAGGGAGGCAACAUAACCGAUGGUAGCCAAACCGAGUAAGACUUCGAACAAAUAGCGAAGGCUUAAUCUACUCUAGAACAAAACAAUCUAAUUAUUUUUAAUCAGAGACACUCUAGCGAGGUGUCUCUGACACUCUACCGAUACAUGUUUGUACCGGUAUCAGCCAAAGUGGCCGGCAUUCGGCAAAUAAGAUUUAAGGAAAUUUUUGUUCCAUUCAUAGGCACUGUUGACCAGGGUUUCCUGGUCUUCCGUCGGACUGAAAGAAGUAGACUUUGAGGUCAUAAUGGACAUAUAACGACCUAAUUAGUACGGCCUAAUUACCGUUUGAUCGCGGACUGAGUGUGCUGGUGGGGAGCGGAGUGCCUGUGAUGAGAGUUACAGCAGUGAUAGCUGGGUAACAGGGAGUCCAUCCAUACCGAGGGACGGGUAUUGGCUGCCAUUGUUACGCCCUUGUUAGUCAUUGGCGCGUAGGGGCUGGAGAGCGUUUACUAACUAGAUGGAAACGUGUGUCAUAUUUAAGCAACGAGCGAUGCAAACGGCGUUUGAAGGAGUUGAAAUGCAGUGUAAACGGCUGAGGCGUUAUUCAUAGCCUCCCAUGUAAGGGUUCAUAAUAUUUUAUUCGAACGAUUAUCUCGGGCGUUGCGGAUGCAUGUUCCUAAAAUUGCCUUCUUCCCUGAAACUAUAGCAAAGUGUAUUAAUUAAUCGCAACUGCUCGUGUUCCUUUGCUAGCAUUAUGUGAAGAUGCUGCUUUGCAUAAUCCUCCGCAGCGUACCCCGUGCCAGCUCACGUAACAUCGACUGUUCUUGUUAACAAGAGACCCGAUUUCUGUGCCGAAUGUCGCCUGCUAUUCUGAUAAUAUGUGGUUCGUUUAGUCGCGGUCGUAUACGUCUAUGCAAUGCUGUCGCCGCCGCUGUAAUUGUAUCUGUUGUACUUCCAGCCGCACUAGUUUUCUGUCCUCUGUCGGUCGCGAUGCCCGAACGAAUGAUAUUACUGGUAGGUAAUAUGUGUUAUGUCUGCCUGCUCCCCGCCUAUCCCACCGGACCUACCGAUCCUAUUUCGGUGGGUGAAUCCGUCAGAGGGCACUGCUAGCUCUCCAGGCCUCAGGGGUUUCCCUUGGCAAACUCCCCCUCCCGGUCCCGCGGCGGGAUUCUCCCAGUUCCCUGUUAGUGAUGCGCAUGACAGCGAUGUUUGGGGUAAAGUGGACAGACCGGGUGCGUAGGAGUGUGUUAGGGCGCCGGUAGUGAGGCUCGCUGUCCACCGCCGGCCUGUCAUGGCCCCAGACUGUGUGCUCUGCGUCACAAGGUGCAAUACAACUACCGUGAUCGG
Messenger RNA from Amphibalanus amphitrite, 4057 nucleotides. Its product is annotated as tetratricopeptide repeat protein 39B-like. Lineage: Eukaryota; Metazoa; Arthropoda; Thecostraca; Balanomorpha; Balanidae. The record is from RefSeq and is a predicted model, not a curated record. The transcript has 14 exons. Gene Ontology annotation, molecular function: protein binding. The coding region runs from base 297 to 2135 and encodes 612 amino acids.